AGAGAGAGAGAGAGAGAGAGAGAGAGAGAGAGAGAGAGAGAGAGAGAGAGCUAGUGCGUGAGUGAGUGAGACUGAGACCACAAGGAAAAAAGACAUUCCUUUGUAAAGAUACAGCUCGUAUAGUUCGUUAGCCGUAGCCCCCUAAAGGCUGUCCUGCAGACCGGUCAGUGCAUGCCCUGUUUCCCGAAGAGCAUGAAUUCUUUGUUUGGGUCGAACGUGUUUUUGCUACAACACGAUACCAGCGGGUCCCUCGCUUCCACAGAGGGGUUCGGGGCGGACGGUCUCAUCUUCGAGCACGCCGGGCUAGAUUUCUUUUCGCCCAGCGCCGGGAGUGUCGAGAUAGCGUCUCUGCAGCAAAAUCUCAACGUCAACAACAUCAAUAUCAACGCCGCCACCAUCCACCACAGCACCGGACCUGCUUUCCAACCGGCCAUGGCGCUGAGGAACGACCUGGGCUCCAACAUCAGUGUGCUGAAGACCUUGAAUCUGCGGUUCCGCUGCUUCCUGGCGAAGGUCCACGAACUGGAGCGGCGGAAUAAAAUCCUGGAGAAGCAGCUGCAGCAGGCUCUGGACGACAACAGCGGCAAGCAGAGGAAACCGCUGACAAGGGAGCAAGGGAUCCAGACGGGCUUCGCCGGGCCCAUCCAGGGCCGAACCGGCUUUGUAGCGUCCAGCUUCGUCUCCACCGCUGCCAGUAACACCAGUCAAAGUGCUGGGGGAUACCGUAUUGGGACCAGUACGUUGUUCACCCCAGCGCUGACGUCAGUCUUAGCGCUAGAUUCAAAUUGCGCUCAGGUCAACAACAGUUCCAAUGGCUCGACUCAAACCGGCAUCGGCUCCAAUUCGCCUCGUUUUAUGCCCGGGACUAUCUGGUCUUACAACCACACCCGAAAUCUCGGCGCCGGUUUGGAGACACGCUAUACCGGGCCCGGUGUCUCCUGGGUCCACCCGGACGGAGUCGGGGUUCAAAUCGACACCAUCACCCCAGAGAUACGAGCGCUUUACAACGUUCUGGCCAAGGUGAAACGCGAGAGGGAUGAGUACAAGCGCAGAUGGGAGGAGGAGUACACACUGAGGGUGCAAAUGCAAGAGAGAGUCAAUGAGCUACAGGAGGAUGCUCAGGAAUCGGAGGCCUGUCAGGAGGAGCUGGCUUUCAAAGUGCAGCAGCUCAAAUCUGAGCUAGUCCUGUUCAAGGGGCUGAUGAGCAACAACAUGUCCGAACUAGACUCCAAGAUCCAGGAGAAGGCAAUGAAGGUGGACAUGGACAUCUGCCGACGCAUCGACAUCACGGCCAAGCUGUGUGACGUGGCGCAGCAGAGGAAUGGCGAUGACAUGAUCAAGAUGUUCCAGUAUUCACUGCACUUGUCUCCUUUCAAGGUGGCCCCUCCCCCCUCUGGAAUGGGGCGUCGCCCUGUGAGAGACAGGAAGCAGCAAGCCCCGGGCGAUGAGGAGCCAGUCAGUGUGUCCGAGAGCGAGGUGGCCGGGGCCAGGGAAGAGGAAGACACCAGCGCAGCCAAUCAGAUCAAUGAGGAGAUGCAGAGGAUGCUCAAUCAGCUGAGGGAGUGUGAUUUUGAGGAUGACUGCGACAGCCUCACCUGGGAGGAGACUGAGGAGACACUGCUGCUCUGGGAGGAUUUCUCCGGCUACGCCAUGGCAGCCGUCGAAGCGCAGGGAGAGGUGAGAGGGAGGAUAGGAGAGCAGGAGGAGAACCUUGAGAAAGUGAUUCGAGACACGGAGUCCAUGUUCAAGUCUCGGGAGCUCGAGUACCAGGAAACCAUCGGACAGAUUGAGCUGGAACUCGCCACUGCGAAGAACGACAUGAACCGGCACCUGCACGAGUACAUGGAGAUGUGCAGCAUGAAGAGGGGGCUGGACGUGCAGAUGGAGACCUGCAGGAGACUCAUCACACAGUCCGGAGACAGGAAGUCUCCUACUCCAUUCACAGACCCAGGGGCGAGCGAGGAGAGCGAGGAUUCAGAGAAGGAGAGAAGAACACCCUUUGAAAAUGAAGAGAAGAGAUAGGAAAGAGAGGGGGAAUGAGGGAGAGGAGAGAGAAACAAUCUCCCUCCCCUAACAGUGAAGUGAAGAGAGGGAUGAGAGAGCGUGACAGAGGAAAUAGCAGGGAGGAGCAGGUUAGAAGGGGAGAGAAAGAGAGAGCAGGAGACGGGGAGUGUGAGUAUAUGAGAGUGGGGGAGGAUGAACAAGAGAUGAGAGAGAGGUGAGAGUAAAAAGCUGGAGAAGAAAGUAUAGAUAUUAAAUGGAAAAAAGGAGUAGGAGAGAAAAUGGAGGAAAGGGAGAGAGCGGGAAAGAUUAAGAGUUCGACAGGAGCUGUAAUAAUGUGUAAAUAUUUACUAAUACUUGCAAGUAAACACAAAACUGGCACCAUUUUGGUUCCAAAGUUGACUCUGCAUCGUCUAUAAACCAUAGGGCAUGUGGAGCCGACAUGGCCGACACAGGGCUGCAGUUUCACACCCCUUGCAUAGUUUUUAUAUGGGCUGUCAGUUAUAACAUGGUAUGUGGGCUAAUGUACAGGGGUUUGUCAUAUCAGAAUAUUCUUUCAAAGUUCUUUGAGUCUUUCAUUAUGUAAUAGCUUAAUUAAAUCUAUGAUUUUGCACAAUGUUAUCACAGUACAGCAGAAGCAGUCUCAUCCAAUUCAAUUGGUUCAAAUGUGAAAAUCUUGCAUCUCGGAGGGAGUCGUUACGCUACAUUGUUAAUGCAUAAUGCUCUGAUGUUAAUAAACUGCAAUGUCAGGCACAACAGUGUGUCUAUAAACAUCACAGUGCGGUGCUGCAUGUAUACUGCACAAAGAGCAUCUGUCCAAGUGACUGCGAAACAAAGCACUGUAGUACAGUCCUUUCCCAAAACAGAAUUCCAAAACCAGUUCUUACGUGCUUUCUCAUUCUAUCUGCAACUCAAUCCAUUGUGUCCUGCUAGGAGCUGAAUGUACUGUUUUUGACCCAUAAUGAAACAUGCAUUGAUUAGUUUCCAUCUGCACCAUUCAGCUGGUCACAAGCCAGAGGUCCAUCGGUUAAUAAAGGGAUCUUACAGGAUCGGAUACGACAGCUUCUACUGUGUAAAGAAACCUCUCAGGAGUAACACUGCAUUGUGCAACUCUGAUGUGCUUUCCCACACCUCAAAAGCAGUAUGCUUUGCUGCAGUAGUUGGUAAGCCUAUUGAAUAAUGAUGCAGUAGAAACAUCAGUAUGAAAUCAUACAUGACAGACAUGUAUAAGCAGGUAAGAAAUGAAAUAUUUUGAAGCUGCAGAUGAUAGGCUGGAAAUAAGACUCCCACUGCGUAGCAGUGCGUUCCAUUCCUAUUGAGCUUGUUACAUGCACACUGGCUGAUCAAGCUUGUAUUAUAACCUGGAAUGGGUGACACCGCUGUGCAACAGGAGUCUUAUUUCCGUCCUUGUGAUAAAGUGUCUGUAAUGUGAUUAUCGGAAAUCAUGUUUGUAGCUGAUAAAGUGAUUACUAGAAAUGUCAGACUGUGUGUAGCUUGAACAUGGCAUAGCCACGGGUACAGGUAGGUACUUGUUGACGUGUAAAUCUGGUUUAAAAAGCCUGUGCAGGGCUGUAGCUGUAAAGUCCUGCUACUAUACAAUAUGUUUUAUAAUACAUGGGAUUUAUAUGAUAUGCAAUCAGAGACAAUGAACCUAAAGGAGUGCCAAGGUCUUUCUUGCCUCUUAUUAGCACUAUUAGCAACAUUAUCACUGCUCUCACCUUUAAAGGAGCACUAGCCAUCUUUAAAACCCAUUCUCUUAGCUCUUAUUAGCUUUAUUAACAAUAAUAUUGCCCACUUUUAAAGAAAUGCUAAGCAAUAUUAAAACCCAUUCUCUUCUCCCAAUAGCACUAGCAACAUUAUCACUUGCUCUCCUUAUAGAAGUGCUGACCAAGGCUACAUUUUAGUGACAAUAAGAGGCUAGAACUCUUAGAAUAUAGGUUUUGCUAGUGUUAUGUAAUAUUUAAAUGUGCAAAGCUAAAUAUUGUGAAUGCCUUAGCCAUGAGUAAAUAGUAAAUGAGCUUAGGAAACUGGUGCCAUUUUGGCUUCUAUUCAGACCUGGCCUGUGUUAACAAUACAGACUUGGAGCCAAAAUGGCAGACAACGGACUGCAGUUUCAUAGACUUCGCUGCUCUGUAAACAUGUGAGAAGUCUGGUUUGGAAACUGAGGCCCAUUUUGGAUCCAGAGCUGGGCCUGUCACUUGUGUUACAGACAGGGGGAUUAGAUCCAGUUUCACAGGUGAAGGUUUACAUAGCAGAUGGAUUGCUGCCUGAGUGUAUAUUCAAACGUGCAAAGCUAGAGAUAAUGAAUGCCUUCGCCACAAACACAAGUUGAAAUAUGUGUAGCUUCGAAUUGCAGUAAAAAUACAACACUGUGUGUGUGUGUGUGUGUGCAAAAAAUAAAUAAAAAAUAUCUGUACAAAUUGCAAAUGUGUCAGACUAUAAACUAUGAUAUAUAAAAUUAUGGCUAUUGCAACUUAAGGGGAAAUGCUGGUGCCACUGUACAAUAUAUAAUAAAAGUGUGGCUACUGAAACUUAGUGGAAGUGUGUGAAUCAUUGCUGGAGCCACUGCUGUACCACAAACCGUCUCGCUUCAGGAAUUCAGCUUUUAGGCACCUUAUCACAAGCAGGUGCAGUGGUUGAAACGGAAAGGUUAAGUCGGUUCACCGGCUGAGUAAUGAUCUUAUAUUAGACACAUAAGAAGUGAAAUAUUAGGAACAUGCAGGGGAUGUAAAGUACAGGAUCUCAUGAAAAGGGUUGAAUGUCCACAUGCCUGUAACUAGAGCACUGGAGCUUAUUGUUCUGAUUAUAUGUACAGGUAACAGUUAUGUAAAGCAUGCGUAUGUACGUUCAAACCCUCACACAGCACUAUGUAUCAGGGUUAUUAAAGUCCUAACCCAUGCUU
Molecule: messenger RNA, 4903 nt
Organism: Polyodon spathula (Mississippi paddlefish)
Lineage: Eukaryota; Metazoa; Chordata; Actinopteri; Acipenseriformes; Polyodontidae
Product: non-homologous end joining factor IFFO1-like
Exons: 10
Coding region: 172-2022 (616 amino acids)
Source: RefSeq, a predicted model, not a curated record